CUUCGAUCUCGAUCAGGGGAGAAGGGGAGACGCCGGUCGGACAGGUCCGACUAGGCCAGAGAAAGGAUUUUCCGGGCAGGGGAGGUGGAGGUAAGGCCGCCGCAGUGGAGGCGCUCGAUCGGGCGGCGGUGCACCAGCCACGACGACGAUCCGGCCAACGAGAAGUACACACGCGAUUCCCCGAUUCCCCUCCUCACGCGGCCGGCGAGAAUCUACAUAGCCACCGCUGAUUCCCCUCCUCUCUCUCUCUCUCUCUCUCAUUCCCCGCGGUCAACGCUGCUACUCCCAACCGCUGCCGCCGACGACUUAUACUUCAUAACCGAAUCUAUCCCUCCGAUCUGCAAUAACAACGAUCCCAGAGGCUUGAAGAGAAACCCUAAACCUUACCUUCUGAUUCGCUUUGUGGUGGUUGCUCGGCAAGACGCAAAGGUGCUUUUGGGGCAGACACAAAGGUUGUUUGUCACGUUUGGCGAGCAAUAUUCUUCAAACGACCAAUAUUCUUUCAUUGAGAAACGACCAAUAUUCUUCAAACGAAGUGAUGGUAAGAGGCUGCAAGUGAUGUGCGAGGCACCAUGUGAUUGGUACAUAUGGGCAUCCAAGUUGAGAGAUGAAGAUGUUGUGAAGAUCACUAGGUGCAAACUUGAGCACACAGCAGAUUGCACCUUAACCUUCAACAAUAGGUUUGCAACAUACAAGUUCUUGGGGGAUAAAAUGACUAAGAAGGUGGCAGCAGAUCACAGUAUGAGUAAGAAAUUGUUGAAGCAAAUUGUGAAGGAAGAUUAUAGGGAGGAGAUUGGGGAUAUGAAGGCAUGGAGAAUCAAGAAGACAGCAAUUGAGAAGGUUUGUGGUUCUAUUAGGGACCAAUACGAAAGCUUAUAUCAUUAUGCUGCAGAGUUGAGGAGGAGCAACCCAAACUCCACUGUUGUAGUUGAGCAACGAGAACAAGUGUUCAAUCGCAUGUAUGUAUGCUUUGAGGCAUCAAUGAAAGGUUUUAGAGCAGGCUGCAGGCAAGUCAUAUGCAUCGAUGGAUGCUUCCUCAAGCAUGAUUAUGGUGGCCAGCUGCUAUCUGCCGUUGGUAUUGAUGCGAACGAGCAAUAUUUUCCCAUCGCAUUUGCUUAUGUUGAGGUGGAGAACAAGGAUAAUUGGCUUUGGUUCCUGGAGCUUUUGGGAACCGAUUUGCAUAUUAAUGAUAAUCAUGGAUGGACAUUCAUUUCUGACAAGCAAAAUGGUCUAAUGCCAGCACUAGAUGAGGUGUUUCCCUCUAGUGAGAAGCGUCAUUGUACCAGGCAUCUUGUGACCAAUCUAAGUGCUGCAUGUGGAUCAUCAGCGAGGGUUAAGGAG
Linum tenue is the source of this 1341-nucleotide messenger RNA. The record is from the annotation of a GenBank genome assembly. Lineage: Eukaryota; Viridiplantae; Streptophyta; Magnoliopsida; Malpighiales; Linaceae.